AUGUCCGAUCCGGCCCCCCCGACUCGGUCGUCGAUCUUCUCAUCAAGGCUUUCGCCCACCCUCCACACCAAGCUGGCAACAGCUAGGAUCCCUGUCGACAGUCUCAGCCGCACCGCCCCCAGUCGGCUCGAACAGACCGCCCUGCCCAAUAUCGGCCUCAUCGAGCUCGUCUCGGCCGCCGACUUCACGCGGUACUAUGACAGACUGUACACGACCAUGUUCCCUCGGCGCGCAGAGCGCGAACGGUCCGACUUGAUCGUCGACCGGCUCACCGCCCAAGCGCGAGGCGAGAGAGUCGGGCUGGCGCCGUACCGCAUCGUCGGGAUCAGGGACCCCGUCUCCGGCGAGGCCAUCGGCGCGGCUCACUUCUCUGUGCUUCCGUUGCCGAGCAGUGGCAGUGAUGGGAACGUGACAUGCGACAGUACAUGUAAGGACGCGGACAAGAGCCAAGACCGAGAAUCCGGCUCCAGCUCCAGCUCCCGCGAUGGCCAAAGCGAAGCCUCCAACUGGGCCGUCCCGUAUUUGCAGUAUAUCUACGUCCGGCCCCAGAAUCGGCGCCAGGACAUGUCGGAGGUUCUGCACACCAUGAUUCUCGCGGUGGCCGCCGCGGACGCCGCGCCGCAUGGCAGAACCGUGCCGUUCACCUUGUUCGAGACCGAACCGCCCGACCACGGCGACGACACGGCGAGCCGGGCGUAUGCUCGUGAACGGUCCAAGAUCCACACCAGCACCGGAGGGCUGGCGUUGAUGCUGCGGAAAAAUGAUCAUACUGGACAUGUCCUCAGCGCCCACGUCCAGCCGGGCUUGGAGCCAGACGAUCCUCCCCUGACAUUGGUGUGGGUCAUUCGCCAAUCCCCGAAUCCUGGUCGCCCGUACCAUGUCAACACCAUCGGCAAACACCUCAUCGCUGCGUACUAUCAGAGUCUGCGUGACGAGGGCUUUCCUGAAGAGAACAUCAAUCUCGCCGAAAGGAUGGUCGAGGCGAGAUGUACAGACAGCGUUUUCCAUUUAAUGCCUCUCGGUGAGGUAACCCACUUGAGUGGCCACGUCUACUGCGAAACCGAAACAGAUGGCUGA
This is a messenger RNA of Capronia epimyces CBS 606.96, 1077 nucleotides long. RefSeq lists its product as uncharacterized. The record is from RefSeq and is a predicted model, not a curated record. The transcript has a single exon. Bases 1 to 1077 code for a protein of 358 amino acids. Lineage: Eukaryota; Fungi; Ascomycota; Eurotiomycetes; Chaetothyriales; Herpotrichiellaceae.